UUAAGCAAUAGAAAACGUUACUAAUACCUGUACUGGUAACUGGUAAAUACUGUAUGCCAUUAUGCUCUACCUGAGAAUAUUGUAUUAGAGCUAUACUAAUCCAUAAUUAAUACCAAAUAAUAGACUUUGAUAAUUAACAACGACUUCGAGUGUAUACUCAAUUCUGUAUGAAUAAUAAUAUGAAUUAUUCAUCAGAAGAAAUUUUAUGAAUCUUGAAUACACAAUUUUUGUUUCACAUUUAAGAUUGAAGGCUUAAGAGUUCUUUCACCAGAAGAAUCAUAAAAAAUUGAGAUGGAGGAAAUUAAUAGAGAUAAAGGUGAAAAUAAUCAUUCCAACCAAUCUGAAUUAACUCCUGGAGAGGUAGAGAAACAAGAAGAAGCCAAGCUAAAAGCAAAAUAUCCAGUGUCUUCAGUUUCGGGAGGAAUUCCUGGUCGAAUAGCAAGCGGGCAUUCCGCCUUUUUGCAGAAACGACUCUCAAAAGGUCAGAAAUAUUUUGAUUCUGGCGACUACCAAAUGGCCAAACAGAAAUUUGGAAAUGGACCCAGUAAGCCUGGAAUUCAAUUGCCAGGACCCAUUCCUUUUGUAGCUACAGGUGAUGCAAUUCCCACUCCAGAAACUGUUCCAGUGAGAAAAACAUCUAUUGCACAACCUUCAAAAUUUUCUAAUAUAAGUUGAACGGUUUUUAUACAAUGUUAACUCCCAAAAUAUUUGUCUAAUUUCGGUUAAUUUCAUGAAAAAAAUAUUGAAAAAGUAUGUUGA
Molecule: messenger RNA, 759 nt
Organism: Leptinotarsa decemlineata (Colorado potato beetle)
Lineage: Eukaryota; Metazoa; Arthropoda; Insecta; Coleoptera; Chrysomelidae
Gene: endos
Product: endosulfine alpha
Cellular component (GO): cytoplasm
Molecular function (GO): protein phosphatase inhibitor activity
Source: RefSeq, a predicted model, not a curated record